Messenger RNA from Thamnophis sirtalis, 852 nucleotides. Lineage: Eukaryota; Metazoa; Chordata; Lepidosauria; Squamata; Natricidae. The record is from RefSeq and is a predicted model, not a curated record.
CUGGAAAGGCUUUUUUGCGCCUGCGUGCUCGGAAGACCUCUGGCCCAGAGACCCGUGCAGAAAGUCCAGAAGGGGCUCUCCAAACAACUUUCACUAUUCAAUUUUCCAUUGUAGGUAAUGUCAAAUCUUUCCACCUUUGUGCCUGUAAACAUUUUUCUGAAGAAACAAGGCUUCUAAUUGGAAUCCCGAUGGUUUCUUUGUAUCGGUCGCUGGGAUUGGCUCUUCCCCAGUUAAGCAGGCCAACGAAUAUUCGAAAUUUCAGCCUCAGCAAUGUGUGCAGUUAUAUCCAGAAGAUGACUCGUGUGCGAGUGGUUGAUAACAGCGCCUUGGGGAACACGCCGUAUCACCGGCCUCCAAAAUGUAUCCACGUCUACACCAAAAACGGAGUGGGCAAAGUGGGUGACCGAAUUCUUCUGGCUAUCAAAGGGGAAAAGAAAAAGGCUUUAAUUGUGGGGUGCAAGUUUCCUGGGCCUCGCAUGACUCCUCGGUUUGAUUCUAACAACGUGGUGCUCAUCGAAGAUAAUGGGACUCCAGUUGGGACGCGGAUCAAAGCUCCCAUUCCUUCCCUGCUGAGGAAAAAAAAAGAAUACUCCAAAGUGUUGGCCAUUGCCACAGACUUUGUAUAACUACCUGGGAGGCACUGCGUGAGAAACAAGGGGAUGUUGUGGGACUGUCCCUUGAGUUGCAUUUCUCUUUUCAUUCCCAGAAUUGAGGAAGAAGUGUUUGAAAAAAAAGUAGGAAGAGGAUGGCGGGGAGUGCUAAGACAUCUUUGGGGGAAAAUACACUUUCCACUAUUUUGGGUAACAGUUGUUCUUCUGACCUAGUUUAAUUAAAGUCAGAUUGUUAAUUAAA